Molecule: messenger RNA, 879 nt
Organism: Leptosomus discolor (cuckoo roller)
Lineage: Eukaryota; Metazoa; Chordata; Aves; Leptosomiformes; Leptosomidae
Gene: CMBL
Product: carboxymethylenebutenolidase homolog
Molecular function (GO): hydrolase activity
Source: RefSeq, a predicted model, not a curated record
UGGUAUUCACAACUGAAUAUUUUUUGUUCUUUAGUAUCACACAUGGCUAAUGAAUCGAGGCCCUGCCCGUGUGACAUUGGAGACAGGUUUGACUACGGAGGCCGUGGGCAAGAAGUGCAGGUUGAGCACAUCAAGGCGUAUGUUUGCAAACCACCUGCCAGCGCAGAUAAAGCUGUGAUUGUGAUUCAUGAUAUAUUUGGGUGGCAACUCCCAAACACCAGAUACAUGGCUGAUAUGCUUGCCACUAAUGGAUACGUAGCCAUCUGCCCAGAUUUUUUUGUGGGACAAGAAGCUUGGAAACCUUCUAAUGACUGGGCGUCUUUCAAUGACUGGCUGAAAACCCGAAAUGCCGGCAAAAUAGACAAAGAAGUUGAUGUCAUCCUGAAGUAUCUAAGGGAACAAUGUGGAGCAAAGAAGAUUGGUGUCAUUGGGUUUUGCUGGGGUGGAGCAGCAGUACAACAUCUUAUGCUGAAAAAUCCUCAUUUAAAGACGGGGGUGUCCCUCUAUGGAGUGAUCAGAUUCUUUGAAGACAGAUCUAAUUUGCUUCAUCCCACCUUCUUCAUUUUUGCUGAAAAGGAUGACCACAUCCCAUUGGAGCAGGUCACCCUACUGGAGCAGAAGCUUAAACAAAACUGUAAAGUUGAUUAUGAAAUUAAAAUUUACCCUGGACAGACGCAUGGCUUUGUACAUCGCAAAAGAGACGAUAUCAAUCCUCAAGAUAAACCUUAUAUUGAGGAAGGAAGAAGGGAUAUGAUCAACUGGCUGAAUAAAUAUCUUUAGCAUAGAUAAAUGCCCAUAAAUAAAUCAGUCAUUGUAGGAAAUCAGAAAAUAAUUCAGACUAUAUUGAUUAAAAUGUUUUUAAAACCAUCAAAAUUUUUU